Fusarium odoratissimum NRRL 54006 is the source of this 1458-nucleotide messenger RNA. RefSeq lists its product as uncharacterized. NCBI's taxonomy places the organism in Eukaryota, Fungi, Ascomycota, Sordariomycetes, Hypocreales, Nectriaceae. The record is from RefSeq and is a predicted model, not a curated record. Gene Ontology annotation, molecular function: transmembrane transporter activity. Gene Ontology annotation, biological process: transmembrane transport. The transcript has 4 exons. Gene Ontology annotation, cellular component: membrane. The coding region runs from base 1 to 1458 and encodes 485 amino acids.
AUGUCCAAUGCCCAAGACAAGAACCAGUCUGAAGCCCUUGAUGUUGAAGAAAAGGGACAUUCUGAUCACCUUGAGAAGCAUGACACUCACAUCUUCUCGGCGGUUGAUGAAACCGGUACACACAAGAAAAUCGAUCCAGCUGAAAUCAAGCUGGUGAAGAAGCUGGAUUGGAUUAUUCUUCCGAUUCUGUGGAUCAUGUACUGGUUCAAUUACCUCGACCGCAAUGCUAUUACCGUUGCGCGUCUGGAUGGCUUGGAGAAGGAGCUUAACCUGACUUCUACGGAGUAUCAAACAUGUGUUUCCAUCCUAUUUGUGGGAUACAUCCUCGGCCAAAUUCCUUCCAACAUGCUCAUGACUAGAAUCCGACCUUCCCUCUACAUGUCCGGCGCUAUGGCUCUCUGGGCUGUUGUGAGCACUCUCACCGCAAUCUGCCAUGACUUCAAGGGCCUCGUCCUUACGCGAUUCUUCCUCGGCGUCACCGAAGCCCCUUUCUACCCAGGCGCUCUAUACGUCCUCUCGAUCUUCUAUACCAAGAAAGAGAUAGCAACUCGUAUCUCCAUCUUAUUCACAGCCAACAUCUGCGGAACUGCAUUUGCAGGACUUAUCGCAAUUGGCGUGUUUGAGAUGAGCGGCGUUGCAGGUCUAGCCGGAUGGAGAUGGCUCUUCAUUCUCCAGGGCAUCAUCACUUUUGUUAUCUCCCUCGCUUCAGCCUUUAUCUUGCCAGAUGAGCCCAGCAAUACCCGUUGGCUCACAGAAGAAGAGAGGAUAUUGGCCCACGAGCGAAUUGCCGCAGAUACUGUUCAGAUCCGAACCAACACGACGACUUUUGCUGGACUGAUUGAUGCCUGUAAGGACCCUCGUCUUUGGGUCCUCGUCUUCAUGCAACACUUCCACAUGGCCGCCAGCAACUUCAAGAACUUCUUCCCCACUAUCGUUGGAACACUUGGCUUUGAUCGCAAUACGACACUCGCUCUGACCUGUCCCCCAUACAUCGUGUCAGGUAUCGUCUGCAUCGCAUGGGCCGCAAACUCUGGCCGGAUGAACGAAAGAACCUGGCACAUUACCCUCGCGAAAGUCAUGGCUGUGUUCGGCUUCAUCUUAGCUUGUACCGUUCACAAUACUGGCGCCCGAUACUUCGCAAUGUGCGUCUUUGCCAGCGGUGUCUACGCCUGUAACAGUGUUAUCCUCGGUUGGGUCGCCAGCACAUGCGGUCAGACCCGAGAGAAGAAGGCUAUAUCUCUUGCUCUAGCAAACACGGUUGCCACGCUUGGACCUAUCUACACUCCGUAUCUCUGGCCGAGUUCAGAUGAGCCUAUGUACCCUGUUGCCAUGUCCAGCAGUGCCGCCUUUUCCGCUGCAUCGGCUGUCUUGGCCUGGGUUCUAAGAUGGAUGCUCAUCCGUGAGAAUCGCAAGAUUCGGGCUUCGAACAACGAGGAGAGACUAUUUUACGCAUAUUAA